AGGAAAUGUCUGGGUGAGGAGGGGUAGUGGGUGAGGGGCCCAGGUUCCUGACACAGUACACGCAGGGAACGAAGAGCAAGAGCGCCAUGUUGAAGCGACCACUGCCACUCAGAUUCCUCUUGUUCCUGCAGCUGCCUCUGCUGGGUGUGGGGCACACCACAAAGUUCCUCACACCGACUAAUGGGACUGAAAGCAUCACAACUGGUGGGAAGCCUGAUUUCUCCCUGACCUCCACACCCCCUGGAAUCUUUGAUUUGUCCACCCUUCACCUCCCAGAGGUUCAGUGUUUUGUAUUCAAUGUCGAGUAUAUGAAUUGCACUUGGAACAGCAGCUCUGAGCCCCAGCCCACCAACCUGACGCUGCGCUAUUGGUACAAGAACUCUAAAGACAAAGCCCAAGAGUGUGGCCACUAUCUAUUCUCUUCAGAGGUCACUUCCGGCUGUUGGUUGCAAAAAAAGGAGAUCCAUCUCUACGAAACAUUUGUUGUCCAGCUCCAGGACCCACGGAGACCUAGGAGGCAGACCACACAGACGCUAAAACUACAGGAUCUGGUGAUUCCCUGGGCUCCGGAGAACCUAACUGUUCAAAAGCUGAGUGAAUCGCAGCUGCAACUGAACUGGAGCAACAGAUACUUGGACCGCUGUUUGGAGCACAUGGUGCAGUAUCGGAGUGACCGGGACGACAGCUGGACUGGACAAUCUGUGAACCACAGACAAAGCUUCUUUCUGCCUAGUGUGGACGUGCAGAAACUCUACACGUUUCGUGUUCGGAGCCGCUAUAACCCACUCUGUGGAAGCGCUCAGCGUUGGAGUGAAUGGAGCCAACCGAUCCAGUGGGGCGGCCAUAUUUCAAAAGAGCCCCCACCGUGGUUUCAAGUGGAAGCCGUGCUCAUUCCCCUUGGCUCCAUGGGACUGAUUCUUAUUGUUAUUUUGUUCAUGUGUGUGUUCUGCUGUCCGGAAAGGGUGAUGCCCCGAAUUCCUCAUCUCAAGAGCCUAGAGGAUCUGGUUACGGAAUACCAGGGCAACUUUUUGGCCUGGAGUGGUGUGUCUAAGGGACUGGCGGAGAGCCUGCAGCCAGACUACAGUGAACGGCUCUGCCACGUCAGUGAGAUCCCCCCCAAAGGAGGGGCUCCCGGGGAGGCCCCUGGGGGCUCCCCCUGUAGCCAGCAUAGCCCCUACUGGGCUCCCCCAUGUUAAACCUUGAGACCUGAAACCUGAGCCCUGAUAUCCUGGCAGAACUCCAGGGUCGUGAAGCCCUAAAUUGGACUAACUUCCCCUUGUCCAACCAGCCUGGACCCAAUUCUCCUCUGGCCCCACUGUGGCUGACUUUGAAUUUUGUACCCCUUAUGACUGCCCCCUCAUUCAAUAUUCUCCUCCUUAAGAAUUGCCCCUUUGCCCUGUACAUGUUUCUCAUCUCCCUCAAUCCAGCCCUUCCUCUUCACAGAAUCCUCCCUCCCUCCCUCCCUCCCUCCCUUCCUCCCUC
This is a messenger RNA of Phyllostomus hastatus (greater spear-nosed bat), 1482 nucleotides long. It is a transcript of the gene IL2RG, whose product is annotated as interleukin 2 receptor subunit gamma. Gene Ontology annotation, molecular function: cytokine receptor activity; protein binding. Gene Ontology annotation, cellular component: membrane; external side of plasma membrane. The record is from RefSeq and is a predicted model, not a curated record. The transcript has 8 exons. Gene Ontology annotation, biological process: cytokine-mediated signaling pathway. Lineage: Eukaryota; Metazoa; Chordata; Mammalia; Chiroptera; Phyllostomidae. Bases 87 to 1196 code for a protein of 369 amino acids.